UAUUAAAUGAAAAUAUUUCUAUGAAUAUGGGAGGAAAACGAGUAUCUAUUGACAAUAUCCGGUACAUAAUUGAAAACUAUCCUAGAGAUAAACACUUAUUAUGCAAGAGCUUCCUUGAAUCUUCCGACAAAAUGAACUUCAAUGCAAUAGACAAGUUAAGUUCUGAACAUGUCACAAAUAUGCUUAAGGAAGUUCCCAACGCCGAAGCUACAAGGCAAUAUUUAAUACUGACUCGCAACAUAUUGGAUGCAUUCUUGUUAAAAGAAAUUAGUGUUGAAAGACGAGUAUACCUAAUUUGGUAUUCAACUUUUUUCAUGCGUAUUUGGAAAGCCUGGCUAAAAAAAAAUGGUGAAAAUAUCCAAAAGAAUUUUAUCACCACAAAUGCCUAUACAUGCAUAGAAAUAAACGCUCAUGGAAUUAUUUUAGUCAUUGAAAAACUUCGGCAAAAUGGAAUUUCAGAAGCUUUUCUUCCAUGGCUGUAUAGCAGUCAGCCAUGUGAAAAAGUAUUUAGAGAAACUCGGUCCAUGAGUAGCACAUUUUCAACUAUGAUAAAUUAUACACUGCUGGAUGUUUUAAGAAGAUUAAAACGUAUACAAGCUAUGCAUGAGAUAAGCACAGACUUAGGUAAAUAACAUAUUGGCUGCUAAAGUUAUUUUAAUUCUCGAUUUGAUCAAUCCUUUAUUUUCCAGGUCCCAAUUUUAGAUUCCCCAGGCAAGAAAACAAACGACUUGGAAAUAAUUCAAGUGUCUUUAAAGUAACUGAGUUUCCAUCAACUGAUGAAAUGAUUAACAUAAUUAAAAAGGCCCAAGAAGACGCACUAUCUGACGCUAAAAAAAUUGGGAUGGAAAUGAACAGGGAUUGUUGUAUAGAAAUUAAUUUACCGACUUGUGACAAUCCGGAAGAGCAAGAAGAGGUGCAGGGAAGUAUAAUUAUCACUGAUACCAUUUCAAAGGAACAUGAGCCAGACCUCGAG
This is a messenger RNA of Diabrotica virgifera virgifera (western corn rootworm), 973 nucleotides long. RefSeq lists its product as uncharacterized. The record is from RefSeq and is a predicted model, not a curated record. The transcript is spliced from 2 exons. NCBI's taxonomy places the organism in Eukaryota, Metazoa, Arthropoda, Insecta, Coleoptera, Chrysomelidae. Bases 21 to 632 code for a protein of 203 amino acids.